Molecule: messenger RNA, 598 nt
Organism: Rhipicephalus microplus (southern cattle tick)
Lineage: Eukaryota; Metazoa; Arthropoda; Arachnida; Ixodida; Ixodidae
Product: ATP-binding cassette sub-family C member 4-like
Biological process (GO): transmembrane transport
Cellular component (GO): membrane
Molecular function (GO): ATP binding; ABC-type transporter activity; ATP hydrolysis activity
Source: RefSeq, a predicted model, not a curated record
UCUCCCUGUAAACGAGUAACGCGCGCUGAGAGCGUUAACAAACUAUAGUUAAGAGCCGUUUAAGAUGAAGCUGCUGGAGCGAAUAGCGCGUGCGCAAGGACUACCGCAGAAUGGUUUAGGACACGAGAUGGCGAUGACUUGUCCGAGAGGGUGACCCUGCGUGCCUGUGGACGUAGGUCGCUGCAAUCAUACGAGCGUUCGAUCGCCGACGUAGAGAAGCGGAGACCAGAGAAGAAUGGACUUUCCAGGGGAAGCCGCCCACUUCAGCUCACCGAGGGUUGUCAUCUCUGUGGUGCUCAAAUGGAUUUCGCUGGCCUCGCUGCUGCUCGGCUGGCCAGAACUCCACCAGUGGACUCUGACCUGCACAAGGGUCAAGUGUUACACGUUACUGGACAUCACGUACUUGACGCUCCUCUGCCUGUGCACGGUGACUGCCCUCACGAGGAGUGGUCAAGUGGCCGUCGUCGACGAUGGAACGGCGCGUUCCGCUGUGCACUCGACGCACGAUGUCCUGUCGGGCAUAGCGGCCGCUGCUGCCAUGCGUUUUGAAUCCAUGGCGAACAGAGCUCCAAUUGAGCCACCAACAACCACGUGCUGA